This is a messenger RNA of Candida dubliniensis CD36, 1734 nucleotides long. RefSeq names its product H(+)-transporting V1 sector ATPase subunit A (gene TFP1). Bases 1 to 1734 code for a protein of 577 amino acids. Gene Ontology annotation, cellular component: proton-transporting V-type ATPase, V1 domain; fungal-type vacuole membrane. Lineage: Eukaryota; Fungi; Ascomycota; Pichiomycetes; Serinales; Debaryomycetaceae. Gene Ontology annotation, biological process: proton transmembrane transport; ATP metabolic process. Gene Ontology annotation, molecular function: ATP hydrolysis activity; proton-transporting ATPase activity, rotational mechanism; ATP binding. The transcript has a single exon. The record is from RefSeq and is a predicted model, not a curated record.
AUGAUUGGAUGUGCGAUGUACGAAUUAGUCAAAGUUGGUCACGACAAUUUGGUUGGUGAAGUCAUUAGAAUCAAUGGUGAUAAGGCCACUAUCCAAGUUUAUGAAGAAACUGCAGGUGUCACUGUUGGUGAUCCUGUUUUGAGAACUGGUAAACCAUUAUCUGUUGAAUUGGGUCCAGGGUUAAUGGAAACCAUUUAUGAUGGUAUUCAAAGACCAUUGAAGGCAAUUAAAGAUGAAUCCCAAUCCAUUUAUAUUCCAAGAGGUAUUGAUGUUCCAGCUUUAUCAAGAACUGUACAAUAUGAUUUUACUCCUGGUAAAUUGAAAGUAGGUGACCACAUCACUGGUGGUGAUAUUUUUGGUUCUAUUUAUGAAAACUCUUUGUUGGACGACCAUAAAAUCUUGUUGCCACCAAGAGCUAGAGGUACCAUUACAUCUAUUGCUGAAUCUGGUUCUUAUAAUGUUGAAGAUACUGUUUUAGAAGUUGAAUUUGAUGGGAAAAAACACAAAUACUCAAUGAUGCAUACUUGGCCUGUGAGAGUUCCAAGACCAGUUGCUGAAAAAUUAAGUGCUGAUUAUCCAUUGUUGACGGGUCAAAGAGUUUUGGAUUCUUUAUUCCCAUGUGUUCAAGGUGGUACCACUUGUAUUCCUGGUGCUUUUGGUUGUGGUAAAACUGUUAUUUCACAAUCUUUAUCCAAAUUCUCCAACUCAGAUGUUAUUAUUUAUGUUGGUUGUGGUGAACGUGGUAAUGAGAUGGCUGAAGUUUUGAUGGAAUUCCCAGAAUUAUACACUGAAAUAUCCGGUAGAAAAGAACCAAUUAUGAAACGUACCACUUUAGUUGCCAACACUUCUAACAUGCCUGUCGCAGCCAGAGAAGCUUCUAUUUACACUGGUAUUACAUUAGCUGAAUAUUUCAGAGAUCAAGGUAAGAAUGUGUCUAUGAUUGCUGAUUCUUCAUCACGUUGGGCCGAGGCAUUGAGAGAAAUCUCUGGUAGAUUGGGAGAAAUGCCUGCUGAUCAAGGUUUCCCAGCUUAUUUGGGUGCCAAAUUGGCCUCAUUCUAUGAACGUGCUGGUAAAGCCACUGCUUUGGGUUCUCCAGAUAGAAUUGGUUCUGUUUCCAUUGUUGCUGCUGUUUCACCAGCUGGUGGUGAUUUCUCUGAUCCAGUUACUACUGCUACUUUGGGUAUUACUCAAGUUUUCUGGGGGUUGGAUAAAAAAUUGGCUCAAAGAAAACAUUUCCCAUCUAUCAACACUAGUGUUUCAUAUUCCAAAUAUACCAAUGUUUUGAACAAAUAUUAUGAUUCCAAUUAUCCAGAGUUUGCUCAAUUAAGAGAUAAAAUCAGAGAAAUCUUAUCUAAUGCUGAAGAAUUGGAACAAGUUGUGCAAUUAGUUGGUAAAUCUGCUUUAUCAGAUUCUGAUAAGAUUACUUUAGAUGUCGCCACAUUAAUUAAAGAAGACUUUUUACAACAAAAUGGUUAUUCUUCUUAUGAUGCAUUCUGUCCAAUUUGGAAAACUUUUGAUAUGAUGAGAGCAUUUAUUUCAUAUUAUGAUGAAGCUCAAAAAGCUGUUGCCAAUGGAGCUCAAUGGUCAAAAUUAGCUGAAAGUACUAGUGAUGUCAAACAUGCUGUUUCAUCAGCUAAAUUCUUUGAACCAUCAAAAGGUCAAAAGGAAGGUGAAAAAGAAUUUGGUAAUUUAUUAUCGACCAUUUCUGAAAGAUUCGCUGAAGCUUCUGAAUAG